Messenger RNA from Coffea eugenioides, 1305 nucleotides. RefSeq lists its product as uncharacterized. The transcript is spliced from 3 exons. Gene Ontology annotation, biological process: regulation of DNA-templated transcription. NCBI's taxonomy places the organism in Eukaryota, Viridiplantae, Streptophyta, Magnoliopsida, Gentianales, Rubiaceae. The record is from RefSeq and is a predicted model, not a curated record. The coding region runs from base 1 to 1305 and encodes 434 amino acids. Gene Ontology annotation, molecular function: DNA binding.
AUGAGAUUUGGGGUUAGAGGGUUUCUCAUUGAUGCACAUAGAUACAGAUCGGAUAGCCUUCAUAACGUGAACGGAUGGUACUUCUUCACCUAUUUGACGAACAAAUACCCCAAAGGCAGCCGUCCCUCUCGAUCAUGUGGAGAUGGUGGAUUUUGGAAACCCACCGGCAAAGACAAGAAGAUUUAUUACAAUGGCAAUACCGUCGGAUACAGGAAGUCACUAGAUUUCUUACUUGGGCCUGGUGAAAAAACGGCUUGGAAGAUGCAUGAAUAUAGAAUUCAUGCAAAUAACCCCAAGUCGGAUCCAGUUUUAUGUAGAUUGUAUAUGAACAUAAGACGCAAAAACAAAGAUGAAAGUGAAGGUGACACAGUAGAAUUGAUGAGGGAAAAUCUUGACCAGUGUCUUACAGUGAAUGAAGCUCCCAUGCAGAAUGAGGACAAUGAUUUGGCGGUUGGCAAUAUUUCCUCUGCUGGUUCUACAAACAAUCAAUGUAUGGAGUAUAUUACCAGCACUCUAGACACAGGAGGUGAUGCCAUUUCAAACCAGGUUAUCUAUGAUCUUUCUAGUUUCCAAUUUCCUGAUCAUCCAUUUCAAGAUUUCCAAGGAUACACUAAUUCUCAUGGUGGGCUCGAAGCAAUUACUCAAGAGUUCACUGAACCGUUCCAUUUAUCAAAGGGUACCAUGAUGCCCUCUAAUUUGAGUAUGGAACCGUUCCAUUUAUCAAGGGGUACCAUGAUCCCCUCUGAUUUGAAUAUGGAGGAUGUUUCGAAGUAUGCUACUGGUGACACAGUAGAAUUGAUGAGGGAAAAUCUUGACCAGUGUCUUACAGUGAAUGAAGCUCCCAUGCAGAAUGAGGACAAUGAUUUGGCGGUUGGCAAUAUUUCCUCUGCUGGUUCUACAAACAAUCAAUGUAUGGAGUAUAUUACCAGCACUCUAGACACAGGAGGUGAUGCCAAUUCAAACCAGGUUAUCUAUGAUCUUUCUAGUUUCCAAUUUCCUGAUCAUCCAUUUCAAGAUUUCCAAGGAUACACUAAUUCUCAUGGUGGGCUCGAAGCAAUUACUCAAGAGUUCACUGAACCGUUCCAUUUAUCAAAGGGUACCAUGAUGCCCUCCAAUUUGAGUACGGAACCGUUCCAUUUAUCAAGGGGUACCAUGAUCCCCUCUGAUUUGAAUAUGGAGGAUGUUUCGAAGUAUGCUAUUGGUGGUACUGAUUUGUCCGACUUAGCAUGGCAAAAUGGUUGUGCUGGUGGUUAUGUCAAUAUGACCUCUCUCCAAAUUGAUGGUGAGAAUUCAGGCUAUAAGUAG